UUUUGAUCUGGCAGCACAGGUUGACAGCAGGUAUGAAAAACAAAUAAAUUUAAAGGUAGGUCGGCAAAUAGGUCGGUAUGUACCAGAAAGUACUCUGUGGUAUGUACUCUCUGAAUAGGUUUGCGUUUCCAUGGGAAUGGUGUGUUAUUAUGUUUCUCGUUUCAUAUUUUCAAUUUUCUUUCAUAAAAUAAUAUAUCUCAAAGAUAAAGGAACUUGCUACCUACGUAAGAGUUCCAGCCGAAUAUAAUGACGUUAUAUAUUGAUACUAAAUUAACUUUUUCUGAUAUUAAUGUAAUAUCCACUGUUGGGGCAUGGCACCCAUCGCUUCCACUACUUGCAGUUGGUUCGUAUACUCAAGAAAAAGGUGGAUUCGUUACAAUAUUUCAAGAAAAUGGACUUGCAUUGGAAGGCUGUGAAUGGCCUACAUUGUUAUCAAAUCAAGUUACAGCUUUAGCCUGGCAUCCUUCAAGACGAUUGUUAGUUGUUGGAUGGGAUGGAGGAGAACUAUAUAUUUGGCUAGAAUAUUCCUGGGCGCGACUAGAAGCACCUCAUAAUGCCGCUCUUACAACUGUUGCUUUCAGCAUUGGCGGAGGACGCCUCCUUGCUUCAGAUGCUGCAGGUUCUUUAUCAGGUUGGCAGUCUGCAUCUGGUGCACCCUUGACUUCUUUUCAUCAUCAGCUUGGUGAUGUUAUAACCCAUGUCACAUAUUGUACUCCUCGACCAAAUAGUGAAACUUCAAUCAGAGGUCUCGCUCGGGCAGCUGUUGCUGGUGAUGAAAAUGCACUAGAUGCUCUUGCUGCUUGGAGACCCCGCACUACAGCUCGAAUGAGGGAAGGUGCUCAACCUGACAAUCAUGCUUGUUAUGCUGCUCAGGAUAAUGGGGUAAUUUUGUAUAUUGACCAGUCUGGAGCUUGUUCAGAAGUACUCAAUGCUCCUGGCAAUAUAAUAUUCAUGGGUGUCAUCAACAGUAUUUAUCUUCUGGUUGCAUGGGAAUCUGGAGGAGCUUUGAGUCUCACAAGGUUCAUCACAGCUGAAGAUGGCUCUUUGACAACUGAUACUCAUGUUAGAAUGGCCUCCAGAAACGGUCAAUGCAUAGUGCUAGCCGGAAACUAUAAUGUAGCAGUUAUUACUGGAGAAAAACUUAUCAGAGUGUGGGAUAGUGAGACUGGAGAUAAUGAUGCUCUACCUAAUGAGAAAGAGGAGAUUGCCACAGGAGAUAUCUUUACUAGUAUUUGUUACUGCAAUUUGAGUGAUACUCUUUGUUGUGGGACAGCACAGGGAAAUUUGUAUUUGUGGAGGAGAGAUCACAGAAACCAAUGGAAACUUAUAAGUAGCACUUCAAUCAAAGGCACAGUGAAAGAUGUUACCUGGGGUUCAGAAGGUCUAAUGAAUCCACUCCUUCAUGUUAAUUGUAUAACUAGUGCUUUUAUUCUACGGGAACAACCUGUUUGUUGGGGCUAUUCAUCAAAUGUGUGGAUGGUACAGAAGUCUGCCAAUGAAAUUGCUAUCUGUAAUAAAAAUAAUAUCUCCUCAAGUAUUACUACAACUAUUACUGUCAAGGCUUUUGCUUUCAAAGAUCAAUAUGUGGCAUUGGGAGAUGGGAAAGAAGUGCAGAUUUGGAUGUGCAGCAAAGAAAUUGACACAAAGUUUUCUCUCAUUCGAAGUUUUUCAUGGAAAACAGAUGUUCUUAUCAUCUACAAUGAUGUUCUUAUAGGCAUUGUUAAUCCUCAUAUUGAAUGUUAUACCAUCACAGGGAACAGUUUGGGUAUACUCCCAAGUUCUGAAGGUGAAGGAGAACCAAUAGGCAUUACAAACACAAAUAAAUUUAUUGUUAUUGCAACAAUGGAUGGCACGUUGAAGUUAGCUGAAAUCACUAAAAAGGGCCUUAGAAUGCCAUAUCCUCCGAAAAAUUGUUAUCAAAUGAUAGAGGAUUUUGGAGAAGUAAUGAGGGCGUCAGUGAAUUCAUCUGGCAGGUAUAUAUGUUUGAGCAUAGCCAAUGCGGGCCUUGCACCAGAUCCUAGGCUUUACCUUUGGGAUGUUGCUAAUGAUGUCAUCACUAAUUCACUUAUGUCUGAUAAUUCAAGUCCUCCAUAUCAAAGUGUCCCCAUAGCAAUAUUAUGGGAUAAUAAUGACCCCAGAGUGGUUGCUGUUCAUAUGAGAUCAGCGGAUUUAGAUAAGGUUCACCUAUUUUUCUGCCAUGAAGGCAAUCUGUAUGAGUACAAAAAUUGGUGUAUAUCAUCAGAAGAAUAUUUCAUGUCGGAUUUUAUGUUAUGCAAUGUGCAAGCCCCCAAUGUUGUUAUUUUGUCGCAACAAAAUCUGAAGAAGAUCUUGAUGCGUGAAUUUGAAGGCCGAAAUGAAUCUGAUCCAGUAUAUACCCGUCAAGUAUUAGAUUUUUUAUACUAUAUGACUACCGGUCAUUUAGAGAAAGCCGUUGUUGUGGGAACAAAUAUAUCAGGGAGUAAAGGAUCUAUCAUUUGGGACAGUUUGGCGAAAGUAUGUGUAUCGCGCAAGAGACCUGACGUUGGGGCGGUAUGCCUAGGUAAAAUGGGAAACAUCAAAGGUGCUCUUAUGAUGCGUAAAGCAAUGAAUGAUAAUAAUUUGGAUGACACUUGUAAAAUUGCCGUGCUGGCCGUGAAUCUUGGCUUGAUAGAAGAAGCAGAAAACUUGUUUAGGCAGGCGGAACGUCCAGACCUAACGACCAGACUGAUAUCUGCAAAAGAAGGAGGAUUAAAUGAAAUCACCAAUGGAACUGAUGAAGGCGAAAACAUACUGCUUAUAAAAAGCGCUCAGCAUAAAUUGGCUAAAGUUCUUUGGGCUAAUGGAGAAACAGGUCCAGCUUUAAAACUAUUCGAAAGUGCUGGAACUUUGGUGCCCCAUGUCCCGAGAAUGUUGAUCGCUCAAGGCCAAGCCGCAAUAUUAGCUCAAUAUGUUGCGACUUCUAAUGACGUCGCUCUCAUAACAUGGUGGGGACAUUAUCUCGAAAGCGUUGGAGAUAUGGACGGGGCUUUGGAAUCUUAUGCUCGUGCUAAUGACUUUGGAGAACAAACUCGUCUUUUAUGUCAUAUGGACCGUAUAGAAGAAGCUGAAAAAUUGUGUGAGAAGAAUCCGUCUUCUUUAUAUCAAAUGGCGCGUUAUUUGGAAAUGCACCCAGAUAAGACUGAAACUGCGGUCAAGAUGUAUAUAAAAUGUGGUGCCAUAUCAUCUGCCAUCCGCGUGGCUGCUGAAGCAAGCGCGUGGAACCUCGUGUGGCGCGCGGGGUCUGCGUCCUCUGCGCAUGCGCUGCACGCCGCCUUCAUACUCGAGAAUGCGGGCCAGGCCGAAAGAGCGAUAGCAGCAUAUCAGAAAGCUGGCAAGCCGCACAUGGCGCUAAAGCUGGCGCUGAGCAGCGGCGACACGGGCGCGAUGGUGUCGGCCGUGGAGUCGUUGGGCACGGCCGUGGAGCCCGAGCUGGCGCGCACGCUCGCCGCGCAUCUCCGCCGUGCCGACCGACACGAGCACGCCGCCGCGCUGCUGGCCACUGCCGGACAGUACGAGGAAGCGUUAGACAUCGUGGAGCAAUCCGACACCCAGCUGACAGAGGAGCUGAGCGAGCGCUUGGCCGCGCCGGCGGGCACGAGCGGGCGCGACGCGCUGCUGCGGCGGCUGGCCGAUGUGCUGGGCGCGCGGGGGCUCUACCACCAGGCCGCCAGGCAUAGGGCCACGGCUGGGGACAAGGCGGGCGCAAUGCGCUGGCUGAUGCGGUCGGGCGACGCGGAGCGCAUAGCGACGUUCGCGGCGGCGACACGCGACCGCGCAGCGCAGCUCAUGGCUGCAGACUACCUGCGGCGCCACGCCGCCUGGCGCGACCGCCCGCACCUCGCGCGGCACAUCGUGCACUUCUACACCAGGGCCAAGGUCUACGGCAAGCUGGCCGCCUUCCACGCUGAGUGCGCCAAUGUCCAAGUAGAACAGUUUGAUGACUAUGAAAAGGCACUGGAAUCUUUGAAAGAAGCUGCAAAAUGUCUAUCAAAAUCAUCAGAUCCUGAUUCGGGAUCCCAAACUGUGGCGCUACAGGAACAAAGCACACUAGUCAAGAGAUAUUUAGAUGUAAAGAAGACUUUAGAAUCUGGUGAAAUGAAUACUGGAGUGAUGAGCGGGCAGCAAUUACUCCGUGCUGUCGCCGGCCGCGCUGGGCUGAUCACAGAGGAAAAAGUGUUGAUAUUGAUGCUACAAUACGCCCACAACCAUCCUGAAGCUACACGAUUCGAGCAGCAACUGAGAUCUUUACAAAAACAGCCAGAAGUAGAAAGCCAAUCUACAGAUUCCCCAGAACAAAGCAUAGAAGAAAUAAUUUAAUUUUAUGUUAAUUAGACGUAUUAGUUCAAUAGGUAAGUACUUGUAAGUGAUAUAUAUAGUAUGUGAUUUGUAACUUAUUCCGUCCUAGCAAUAAAAUUAUUUUACAAGAAAA
Molecule: messenger RNA, 4447 nt
Organism: Plodia interpunctella (Indianmeal moth)
Lineage: Eukaryota; Metazoa; Arthropoda; Insecta; Lepidoptera; Pyralidae
Gene: rempA
Product: reduced mechanoreceptor potential A
Exons: 11
Coding region: 247-4335 (1362 amino acids)
Biological process (GO): intraciliary retrograde transport
Cellular component (GO): ciliary basal body; intraciliary transport particle A; axoneme
Molecular function (GO): protein binding
Source: RefSeq, a predicted model, not a curated record